This is a messenger RNA of Myxozyma melibiosi, 1602 nucleotides long. Its product is annotated as diacylglycerol O-acyltransferase. Bases 1 to 1602 code for a protein of 533 amino acids. Gene Ontology annotation, molecular function: diacylglycerol O-acyltransferase activity. The record is from RefSeq and is a predicted model, not a curated record. The transcript is spliced from 5 exons. Gene Ontology annotation, cellular component: endoplasmic reticulum membrane. Gene Ontology annotation, biological process: triglyceride biosynthetic process. Lineage: Eukaryota; Fungi; Ascomycota; Lipomycetes; Lipomycetales; Lipomycetaceae.
AUGCCGACAAGCGUCACCAGCACGAGCAUCGAUGCUAUCGGUUCGUCUGGCAACAUCACGAAGCGCAAGCCGAUCGUUCUCGACCGGCGCCCGAGCAGCUCCAACGCGGAUCAAACGCCACAGUCCAGUUCGCCAUCGCCGCCUUCUUCCUCCCCGGUGGAAAAGGAGCAAGAACAGCCAAAAUUCAAUCAUAUAUACCCGAUACACAGUGCUAGCAAAGGCAGUAUACUCUCGAGGGAGUCUACUACCCCGGCUCCUAGUUUUGUUGGACUCAAGAAUCUUGCGAUGAUCGUCCUUGUCGUCAGUAAUUUACGGCUUAUGAUCGAAAACUACGCAAAGUACGGAGUACUGCUAUCAUAUCUUCACCUAGGCGUCUCAAAAUCUGAUCUGAUAUGGACUCUCCGCUUAACAGCCUUGAUUCCGCUGCAUUUAUUCGUGGCCUUGGUAAUAGAGCGACUGGUAGCCAUACCGACCAUGAAAUACGUUGCCUACUUCAACGCCAAGCAGAAAGAAGUGUCCGACAAGGGUUCCUCGAUAUCGCUAUCUUCGCGUGCGAACAUCGCAAACAGUCUUGCGCUCUUGCGGCCAAAGCCAAAACACCUUUGGCGUCUGAUUGUUUUCUUACACUCGGUAAAUGUCUUGGGGUGUCUUUGGUUUACGACUGUGAUGGUGUAUACCAAGAUCGACAAUCCAAUGAUGGGCACAGCAUGUGAGACUCAUGCUAUUAUCGUAUGCCUGAAGGUAGCAUCAUUUUCAUUGACAAAUCGUGAUCUUCGAGAAUCGCUGCUUCUGGCCUCCCCCGCUGUUCCGGAGCUUUACAGUUCGAAGCAGUAUCCCAAAAACCUCAGCGUAGGAAACCUGUCAUAUUUCUGGUGGGCCCCUACGCUUGUUUAUCAACCAGUGUACCCCCGGUCACCAUCAUUCAGACCGCUGUUUUUCAUCAAACGCAUAAUCGAAGUUAUCUCAUGCACGCUCUUGAUUCUUUUUCUGUCGGCACAGUACGCGGUUCCGACGCUCGAGAAUAGUCUCCAACACAUUCACAAUCUCGAGCUAUUCGGCAUCUUGGAGCGUCUUUUCAAGCUUGCAUCGAUCAGUAUGGCGAUCUGGCUCAUUGGAUUCUUUUGUGUUUUCCAGUCAGGACUCAACGCUCUGGCUGAAGUCAUGCGUUUCGGCGACCGAGAGUUUUAUGAUGACUGGUGGAACUCGAGAUCGGUUGGCGAAUACUGGAGACUGUGGAAUAAGCCGGUCACAAACUACUUUAGACGACAUAUCUACGUGCCGUUGGUGCGAAGGGGGUGGAAGCCGACGACUGCUAGUGUCAUGGUUUUCUUCGUCAGCGCAGUACUCCAUGAAAUCCUCGUCGGUGUUCCGACCCACAAUAUUAUCGGAGUUGCUUUCGUCCUUAUGCUGCUCCAGAUUCCUCUCGUUAUGUUCACAGUCCCGCUGGAGAAAAUCAACAGACCAUGGGCGGGAACUCUGGGAAACUGCGUAUUCUGGCUCAGCUUUUUUAUCGGUCAGCCGUCUGCUGUAUUGAUUUAUUAUUUCAGCUGGAGCGUCGACCAUGGACGGACUGUUGGGGACGAAAAGUUCGCGCUUGAUUGA